Messenger RNA from Yarrowia lipolytica CLIB122, 294 nucleotides. RefSeq lists its product as uncharacterized. Gene Ontology annotation, cellular component: endoplasmic reticulum membrane. The record is from RefSeq and is a predicted model, not a curated record. Gene Ontology annotation, biological process: vacuolar proton-transporting V-type ATPase complex assembly. NCBI's taxonomy places the organism in Eukaryota, Fungi, Ascomycota, Dipodascomycetes, Dipodascales.
AUGGGUAACUUUUUUGUGGAUUUAUGGGAGUCCAUUUUUACCCCCGGCACUACUCCGACCCUGGUCAAGGCCACCCACGGCUCGUUUGUGCUGUUGAUCCUAUCUCUGCUUUUCCUCAUCUGGAACGCUCUGAACAUCCACACCGUGAUGCUGCUCAUCAUUGCGCUGUGUUUGUGGGGCACUUUGACCUGGUUCAUUUCCGAAGUCGCCAAACUCAAGAAGGAGGGUAAGCUCAAGACCGACAAGGAGCUGAAGGAAGAGGCCGAGGCCAAGGAGUCCAAGAAGGAGCAAUAA